AAUGACGUAUCUUGUCCGCAGACAUGUUUCUAGAAGCAUGAGCGACAAGAGGUGGGAAUGGAGGUGAGCACGUCGACUGAGUUUGUUGCCGCUGCUUGAUGUUUUGGUAAACGAUGGUUGAGAUGAUGGUUGCAUCAUAACUCGACAGGACUAGCAGCGCAAGGUUCACACAAUCAGCCUUGAGGUCUCUUCAAAAGCUGAUAAGAGCGGUCCCUUAGGCACAGAUUUGGAUGCUCCUUAUCCCGUUCAACAGGCAGCGCAGCCAAACUAUGCAACAUACCCUCCAGGAGUGACCACUAUGAGUUCUCCACCACCACCACCACCACCACCACCACCACCCCCGGGAUAUUACCCUAUGGGGUCACCACCCCCUGCACAAUACCAGAUGGGGCCACCACCCCCGGGACACUACCCGCCGGGGACACCACCACCCCCAGGCUAUUACGUGGCGGGUCCGCCACCUCCAGGUUAUUACCCAAAUAAUCCACGGACGAUGGUGAUAAUCUCAGGAGUUAGGCGGGAACCUCCCGAUGACCACUUGUGCUUAGCUGUCCUCAGCUGUAUCUUCUUAAACCUAAUUAUUGGUAUCUUUGCCAUCAUAUGGUCGUGUAAGACACGUAUGGCCAAUGAAAGAGGAGAUUACGAAGCUGCUGAAAGACACAGUCAAACGACACUAAUGUUAAUCAUGGCUGCAGCCAUUGUUGGCAUAGUCACAUUAAUUCUCUCCCUUGUAUUCGGUUUGAAAUUUCGCUAAAAUCUGGGCGUGGCAGCAACACAUUUUCGGCCGCAGAGAGGACUGUUGUGUACAGUGUGUUCUAGAGUGGGGAGAUAUUGCUAACUUUAUAACUUCAUGUAUUUUUUACAUGUAGCUUUAUACUAGUGUGUUCACUGUAUUCUGCUGCAAACACAAUGUUUAUUUAUUUAUUUAGUCUUUAUUGUCACUGAAGCAGUUAACAAACUUUCCGAGAAUUCAAGAACUGGUGUAUUGAACUGCGAAAAGAAAUAUUAAAGAUUGAGAAGAUUAUUAAAUCCCAA
Pomacea canaliculata is the source of this 1035-nucleotide messenger RNA. RefSeq names its product leucine-rich repeat extensin-like protein 3. The coding region runs from base 299 to 754 and encodes 151 amino acids. Gene Ontology annotation, cellular component: membrane. Lineage: Eukaryota; Metazoa; Mollusca; Gastropoda; Architaenioglossa; Ampullariidae. The record is from RefSeq and is a predicted model, not a curated record. The transcript is spliced from 4 exons.